Messenger RNA from Akanthomyces muscarius, 3183 nucleotides. RefSeq lists its product as uncharacterized. The record is from RefSeq and is a predicted model, not a curated record. The coding region runs from base 1 to 3183 and encodes 1060 amino acids. The transcript has a single exon. Gene Ontology annotation, cellular component: endoplasmic reticulum membrane. Gene Ontology annotation, biological process: GPI anchor biosynthetic process. Gene Ontology annotation, molecular function: mannose-ethanolamine phosphotransferase activity. Lineage: Eukaryota; Fungi; Ascomycota; Sordariomycetes; Hypocreales; Cordycipitaceae.
AUGUCGCAAAGCGGCGCAAAAGCCAAGGGGCCGUCCCUCACCGAAUACAAGGCCAUUGCCGCCGAGUGGGAAAAGGCGAAAAAGGCCAAGGAGGCGGCCGAUGCCAGGUCAGCCAGCCAGGGCCUGCCGACCGAGCGAGAGCAGGCCGACGCCCUGCAGAAGAAGCGCGAGAAGCUCAACAAGCUGCGGCAGAAGCGGUACGAGAAGCGCUGGCUGUGGACGGUCGCGUUUUGGGCCUGGAUGCUCGUCAUGCACGCCAUUGGACUGUGGCUCUUCACGACGGGAUUCCUGCUGACUAGGCUGGUGCUGCACGACAAGUCGAGCUGCGACGCGCCGCCCAUUGCCGGCACCAAGGGCCUCCUCAACCCCGACAAGGGCUGCUGGCAUCCCAAGACGUUUGAUCGCGCCGUCGUCAUCCUCAUUGACGCUCUCCGAUACGAUUUUACCGUGCCCCAUGCUGUCGACAGCCCGCACGCCUACCACAAUGCCUUUCCUGUCCUCCAUGAAAUGGCCGUCAAGUCGCCGCAGAAUGCCUUCCUCCGGCCCUUCAUCGCCGACCCGCCGACAGCUACAUUGCAGCGCCUCAAGGGCUUGACGACUGGCACACUGCCUACAUUUAUCGACUUGGGUAGCAAUUUCGGAGGCGAUGCGAUUGACGAGGACAAUCUGCUUAUGCAGAUGAAGAACAAUGGCAAAAAGGUUGCUCAGAUCGGAGACGAUACCUGGUGGAGCCUCUUCCCCGGCUACUUUGAGCCUAAUAUCAGCAGAGCAUAUGACAGCUUCGAUGUCUGGGACCUGCAUACUGUCGACAAUGGCGUGGUUGACCACAUUUUUCCUCUACUGGAGCCCAAAGCCAAGAAUCAAUGGGAUCUGCUCAUCGGUCAUUGCCUGGGUGUCGACCACGCCGGCCACCGUUACGGUCCUGAGCAUCCUGCCAUGACCUCUAAACUAGGACAGAUGGACGACUUUAUUCGCAAGGUCGUCUCCAAGAUUGACGACGACACGCUCCUGAUUGUCAUGGGAGACCACGGCAUGGACAGCAAAGGCGACCACGGCGGCGAGAGCGACGACGAAGUAGAAGCUGCGCUCUGGAUGUACGCUAAGCGACCAAUCUUUGGCCGCACGCUUCCUGAGCACGCCGUGCCGCCUCCAAACGCCAAGAUCCGACCUGUCAACCAAAUCGACUUCGUCCCGACGCUGGCUCUUCUCUUGGGUAUUCCUAUCCCGUUCAACAACCUGGGCAAACCCAUUGAGGAAGCGUUUGCUGGUGCACGCGGCAACGACUGGGCCAACUUGGCCGCCGUAUCACGGGUUGCGGCUGCAGGCAUCGAACGCUACCAGAAGCUGUACUUUGAGACGCGAGGCAUCGCGCCGGCCGCCGGAGAGGACAGUCCCGCGGCACUGUGGGCAGCCGCCAACACACCGAGCCUAUCGGGCCGCAGCCUCUACGAUGCGCUGUCUGCCUACCAGGAGCGCAACCUGGGCGUGUGCAAGAGUCUCUGGGCGCGCUUCGACGUCCCGCGCAUGGCCAUGGGCGUCUUUGUCACUGCCAUCGGUCUGCUCGUCCUCGUCAUGUACUCGUCGCGCACCGAGGACGACGAGUAUGUCGUCCUGAACAAUGCCGAGCUCGACUAUGCCGAGAAGCAGCUCGAGCAGCUCGCUGCUGCUUCUGACAAUCAGGACGAGCCCGAGCAUCCCGAUCAGUCCUUUCAUCGAGACAUUCUGCACUGGGCCAUGGACCUGCGCGUGAUUCUCGCCAUUGCGACGCUGACCGGCGCUGCCGUCUUCCGCGGACAGCCGCUCGAUGGGCUGGCUACGCUCGUGGCGACCAUCAUGGUUGCCAGCACCGGCACCGCGCUCUACAAGCACGGCCGGACCCUGCGCAACCUGCUCCCCGAUACCUUCUGGGGCUGGAUGUCCGUCGUCUUCACCGUCAGCCACUCGCUCGGCUUCGCGUCCAACUCGUACACCAUCUGGGAGGACUCGAUCCUGCUCUUCUUCAUCACCAGCUUUGGCGUCGCCGCGCUCGUGUCCUCGUUCCGCAUCGAGUCGUCGCGCGUCGACCGCUACAUGGGCAUCUACCACUCGGUUGCCUUUGUCGUCCUCGGCCGCCUCGCCUCGUACUCGAAGCUCUGCCGCGAGGAACAGAUGCCGUACUGCCAGUCCACCUACUACAGCUCCAGCGCCUCGUCCACCUCGGCCCCGUGGCAGGUCAUCCUGCCCUUCCUGGCCUUUGCCGGCCUCCCCGUGCUCGUCAAGUCGUUCCUCGCGCCCACCAAGUCCUACGAAGGGCUCGCGCCCACCUGGAUCGGCUACGUCUUCCGCCUCAGCCUCUUCCUCUCGGCGCUGUACUGGCUCGUCGACGCCGCCAACAACGGCAAGUGGCUGGCUGCCUACCUCCCCGAGAUGGUGCUCAAGACGGCGGGCGUCUACGUCGCGCAGCUCACGCUCGCCAUCACCGUCGUCGCCGGCACCACCGCGUUUGUGUGGGCGCCGCCGUCGGUCGCCAUCGUCCCCAGCCAGGGCCGCAUCACCAUCCUCGGCUACGCCAACGCGCUCGGCGCGCGCUACCUGCUCCUCCCCGUCAGCGUCCUCGGCACCUGCCUGCUGCUCACCAAGCCCAUGGGCGCCGGGGCGCUCUCGCUCAUGAUGUGGCAGCUGCUCGCGCUCUUCGAGGUGCUCGAUCUCAACGGCCUCAAGACGGAGACGAUUGGCCCCGUCAUGCUCGCCGUCCUCGGCAACUUUUACUUUUUCAAGACGGGCCACCAGGCCAUCCUGUCGAGCAUCCAGUGGGACGCCGUCUUCAUCCCGCUCUUCGCCGUGCGCUACCCCUGGGCGCCGCUCGUCGUCGCCGCCAACACGUUUGCCGCCCAGAUCCUCGCCAUCGCCAGCCUGCCCCUCGUCGCCCUCUGGAAGGUCGGCCCCAAGCAGCGCGGCGUCCUCGAGACCGUCUCCCGCGCCCUCGCCGUCUACCUCGCCUACUACGCCGUCGAGGCCCUCGCCACCAUGGCCUGCGCCGGCUGGCUGCGCCGACACCUCAUGCUCUACCGCGUCUUCAGCCCCCGCUUCAUGACGGCGGGCUUGUUGCUGCUGCUGCUCGACGUCCUGGGCAUCCUGAUUACGCUGACUGGCGUGCGGAGCAACUCGCUGGCGAUAAGUGAAGUGUUUGGCUGGGCCGAGUAA